Messenger RNA from Galendromus occidentalis (western predatory mite), 5298 nucleotides. RefSeq names its product zinc finger SWIM domain-containing dorado (gene Dora). Gene Ontology annotation, cellular component: Cul2-RING ubiquitin ligase complex. Gene Ontology annotation, molecular function: zinc ion binding. The coding region runs from base 1 to 5298 and encodes 1765 amino acids. The transcript is spliced from 6 exons. The record is from RefSeq and is a predicted model, not a curated record. Lineage: Eukaryota; Metazoa; Arthropoda; Arachnida; Mesostigmata; Phytoseiidae.
AUGGAAUGGGAGGAAGGCGAUAGCCUCUCCUUUGAGGACAGCGAUCGUUUCGAUGAAGACUCCCUUUGUUCUUGGAUAUCAGAGAGGGAGUCGGUAUGCAACCAUUGGCGCGGCUGGAAGAAGAUCCCCUCGGCAAACAACUUCAAAUACGUCAAGGUCUCUCUUCCAGGUUCGGACCCUUCGUCCUCCACGCCACCGGGCGAAGUGAGCUCCCUGGUGGAGUUGGCCGCCCGGGAAGUCGCCACCCACAUCCCGUUUGAGGUCGUAGAAACCGUCUAUCCACCCGUACCGGAAGAACUUCAGCUCCGCAUUGCGUUCUGGAGUUUUCCGGAGAAUGAGGAGGAUAUCAGGUUGUAUUCGUGUCUGGCGACCGGUUCCGCUGAGGAAUUCGGUAAGGGAGAGCAACUCUUCAAGACGAAGGCCACCAAGGAUCUCCUCCAGAUCGGAUUCCAUCUUAGCGCAACCGUAAAACCUGCGGGAAACACCGGUAACGGCCAAGGCUCGUCGAAAACCCAACAGCCGCUGGUGGUAACGCCCGCAUUGAAGAAUCCGCAGUACAACGUCGCCGUCACUUUCGAUCGAAGGCGAAUAACCACCUGCAACUGCACCUGUACCAGCACAGCGUCGUGGUGUGCGCACGUUGUGGCCGUGUGCCUACACCGAAUUCAUCAGCCGCACACGGUCUGCCUCCGGGCUCCUGUUUCGGAAUCUCUCUCCCGACUGCACAGGGAUCAGCUUCAGAAGUUUGCUCAAUAUCUAAUCGCGGAAUUGCCCCAGCAAAUUCUCCCGACAGCUCAGCGAUUGCUCGAUGAGCUCUUAUCGAACCAGGCGUCCGACAUAAACACUCUGCGUGGCGCGCCCGAUCCCACGGCCGGCGCGUCGGUUUCCGACCAGACCUCGUGGUGUCUGGACGAGGGAAUCCUCCAUGAGAGCAUCCGGAAGAUCCUCGUCAAGCUCUCAAUGCCCUCGCCAAUCGUUUACUCGGACGUGAAUUUCCUCUCGACGACAUCUCCCCCGGCAGCGUCGGAAUGGCAGAGUUUGCUUCGCCCCCUGCGCGGACGGGAACCCGAAGGCAUUUGGAAUCUCUUGUCGAUGGUGAGAGAGAUGUUCCGGAGAUCGGAUCGCAACGCCGUUCCGCUCCUCCAACUCAUCACCGAGGAGGUGCUCGCUUGUGAGCCCAUUCUCGUGUGGUGGUUCAACACGAAGGUAUCCCUGCACACGGGAUCCACCGGAAACCAAGGGCACAGGGCGUCGAACAACAACGGGGUGUCACACAGUACGUCACAGUGUUCUCAGCACACCUGUGCCUCACUUUGUGACGAGAUCGUCAUGUUGUGGAGACUGGCUGCCCUGAAUCCGGCGCUCCCGCAAUGCGAGAAGAGAAACUUUUUCGACCAGAUGUGUCAAUGGCACUGCAAGGUCCUCGAGUCGGUGUUCAAAACCCGGACGACGAACCAAGGAGGUAACAACGCUUCGCAUAACAACUCGAACCGGCGUUGGGGGGACAUCGACGUGUUCCCGGGUUUCAAACCAGCGUUGGAGUCGUGUCUUCUGGACUGGGUCGACUAUCCAAUCCUGGGUAUCACGUACAACGACGGCGGAGCCUGCCGGUUCUACUCUGUGUACCCACAUCUUAGACAAGGCGAUCAUCUCGGCCAAGGCUGUAAAGGUCGUCCGGUCGAAGUUGGACGGAAAUCUCCGUUCAGCAUCCCUCCGGUCAUGGCUGCCUACGACACCUGCCCCAGUUCUACGCGAAGCUCAUUGAGCUCGGAAGGGUUCAAUGAGAACCUUUUCAGCAACAGCAGCAUCAACAACAACAACAACAACGGCAGCAACAACAACAACUGCAGCAGUAGCAGCGCGGUGGUCGACCGCGACGACUUCGGCGCUGAACCGCGACCCGGACCCUCGAGCAAACCCGAUCGAGCGCCCCCGGUCCCAGCCGCCGCUGUUGCCGCGCCGCUGGCAGAAGGUGCCGCACCGGCAGUCGUGCCCAACCAGAACCAGGUGGACGACGAAUACCACGUUUACUAUUACGACGCGGCCCAGGCCCGAGCUGUCGCCCAGCAGAACUUCGGGCCACCCGCCCCGAAACAGAGCCCUGUCCCGGAGCCCCGAGACCUCGCCAAGCAGAUAAAGAAAACCGAGGAUAAGCUCGAGAUUUUGUUCUCGCGAGCGGAAGCCCUCCACGCGCACGGUCACACUCAGGAGGCGUGUAAGCUCGCCUUCCGAUUGGCGCAGGAACUACUGACGAAUCCCCCGUCGUUCGAGACCGAUUCCCUACCGGCCAAUCAAGCGAAUCCGGCUCCCUCCAAGUCCGGCAAUUCGAAGCGGAACCCCAGAUCCCGAUUCAAUCCCGCGUCCCAUCAGGCGUCGCUGUUGGCGUCUGCGACCCUCUCCAAGGCGGCGUUCCUCUGCCAGGUACUUGGAGAAAACCAUUCCGAUCAUCACUACCUGGCCUUCCGCAUCGGUUUAUUCGGCCUGGAGCUCGUCCGACCGCCAGCGUCGACAAAACCUCUGGAAGUGCGACUGGUCAACCAGGAGCAGGAUCUCGUCACCCUGUUGAAGAAGAUUCCCUUGCGACAAUCAGAAAUGCAAGAUCUCCGAGAGCGAGCGCUAGCACUGAAAGAACGUCGUUUGGUAUCGCGGGGCGAAGCUCUCCUCCCUCUGAUGCUCGCCUCGUACAUUUUUGACGCACUCGUCCUGUCGAAGGAACAGCCGGCGACUUCGUCGAAGACUUCGGCCUACAGCGGCGUCAUCUGCAAACACCGUCUGGCCAUCGACGAGGAACUGGGUUUCGAGGCCGCUGUCGCUGCGCUCGGUCUGAAGGCGAACGUGUGCGAAGCGGAUCAUCCUCUUCUUUGCGAAGGAACGCGUAGACAACGAGGCGAAUUGGCCAUUACGCUGCUCAUGCACUACAAGGACGAUCGACCGAAGCUCGCCCUGAUCAUGGAGAAGCUCCUCGAUAAGGAAGUCCACAGGAUGUACAAGAACCAAUCGGCGACGUCGAACGCUUCUCUGUAUGGCCUGGCGAACUGCGGGGCCUCGACGCCGUCCACGGCCGACACCAGAGUCGAAAACCAGCCCAGCACCUCGAGGCAGGUCGAGGACGAAGGAGCGACCAGUCCCCCGACGGGCUGGGAAGAAGAUUACAAGGCGUGGGAAGCGAGGGGUCGUUGCACGAGCUCGAACUCGGGCUUCAGAGCGUCCUCUUCGAGCAACGGCAUGGCCGCCAUCGACCCAGCUGCCCAGGAACCCACGUCUUCGGACAACAGUCCCACCCUGACGAGACGCAGGGCCGGCCCGCGUGUCGAGAGUGAUUCUGGUUCGAGCGGAGACAGCAGCGAUAGUUUCGCGUCGUCUUCGUCGGGCGGAAGAAGCAAAUCUCAUAAUCAUCCUGGACCUUCGGGCGUCAGCGUUACCCCGAACAAUAACGGCAAGAAAGCAGCUCCACCUCGCGAACUCCCCCUGACGCCGUUGGUCCAAGGAGCACCGAAAUCCGUCCCGAAGAUGAUGGAGGAAUUCUCGGCGCCCGUACUGCAGCAUAAUCAAUCGAUGUUCAAUGUCGACGACUAUUCUCCGAACCAGAUGCAGCAGAUCGUUCAGUCCCCCGCCGGACGGAACCAGCUCGUCAAUCAGAUGAAAAACCUCAAUUUCCUGAACUCGAACCAAAACGUCAAUCGAGGCAACGGCGGCGGCUUUAAAGGCGGUCCGAAGCGCAGUUAUCACCCCAACGUUCCGAACCAGCCGUCCGAGGCGUCCGCUCAUUUCAUGUUCGAGCUGGCGAAAACUGUUUUCACCAAAGCCGGUGGAAACAGUUCGAUGGCCGUCAACUUCACCCAGCCCUCGUCGAGCCAGAACCACAGGGGACCCCAUCGGGAGCUGCACAUGUGCUCGUUCCAGAUCGGGCUGUACGCGCUGGGUCUGACGAACGCCGUUUCCCCGAACUGGUUGUCACGCACCUAUUCCUCUCAAGUGUCCUGGAUCACCGGUCAGGCGAUGGAGAUCGGCUGCGCAGCCGUCAUGUUCCUGAUAGACACUUGGGAAGGGCAUCUAACUCCGACUGAAGUUGUCACGUUGGCCGACAAAGCGUCGAGAGGUCGAGACCACUCCAUGCAGAGAGCGUGUGCGGAGCUCGCUCUCUCGUGCCUGCCGCACGCCCACGCCCUCAAUCAGAACGAGAUACAGAGAGCGCUGUUGCAAUGCAAGGAACAAUCAGCGGACAUGCUCCGACGCGCUUGUCUGACCGUCGAACAGGCAGCUCAAGGAGGCGGAAUCAUUCCCGAAGUUCUCUUCGACGUCGCCCGUCGAUGGUACGAUCUCUACGAGGAAGAGCAGGCCAGCGCGAUUCCUCCGAUGUCAUCGCGACCGCCUCCGCCCCAUAAGGUCGAGCCCCAGCCGCCACCCCCGCAUUUCCACAUCCCGCACGGCCACGAGGCCCCGCUGCCGAUUCCUCCCCCUCAUUUGGCGCCGUUCGGCAACAUGUAUCCCCCGGCCGGGCCCUACGCGCCGUAUCAGGUUCCGGCGCCGUAUCUUCUGCAAGGACCGAUCCAUCCCGCGUAUCUUCAGCCGUACUCGCCGUAUGGUCCCAAUUUCUAUCAGAGUCAGUUCGCGCCGAGACACGCGCUCCCGCCCCACUACCCCCCGCCCGUGGUCACCCGGAUGAUCAAUUCGCCUCCGCCCGCGGCUCCCACGACCCCAGCGGCGACGAACCAGAGCGCGCAAUCGCAGGAAUCCAUGAAGUACAUCCUGGCUGCGUACCGUGUCGGACUCAUCGCCAUGGACCUCCUGGCCAAAAAGAUCCACGACGAGCGCAUGCAGGUCAAAUACGCUCGAACUCCACCCUACGGCGAAGACGUCAAAUGGCUCCUCGGCGUCGCCAAGAAACUCGGCUCCAAUUGGCUCCAAGAUCUCUGUGUUUGUGUUGUGAACUCAGUCGCAUCGCCCUUCAUUCUCUUCGACAUUAUCACGGAAAUCGCGCAACACCUGGCCAAGGCACAGCCAGGAUCGGGCUCGCAUCAGAUAUUUAGAUCGGCUCUCCUGGCCCCGCUCAUCCAGAAGUGUCAACAGAUGUUCGUAGCGUGUAUUCACGCAAAGAUCUACCACAUCCAAGCCGCGGAAUACGACGACUUCGUCGCGAUUCUACGCUCCGCACGUCAAGCGUUCCAGCUGAGCCCCGGUGGCUUAAUGCAGUUCAGUGACCAUCUGCAGAACCUUCGACGCUCGAAAAGCUGCAAGAAAGACCUCUGGAACAAGAUCGCUGCGGCUCAACAACCGAUGAAUCAACAGAGUCUCUGA